Rasamsonia emersonii CBS 393.64 is the source of this 2079-nucleotide messenger RNA. Its product is annotated as NADPH--hemoprotein reductase. Gene Ontology annotation, biological process: homocysteine metabolic process. The coding region runs from base 1 to 2079 and encodes 692 amino acids. The record is from RefSeq and is a predicted model, not a curated record. Lineage: Eukaryota; Fungi; Ascomycota; Eurotiomycetes; Eurotiales; Trichocomaceae. The transcript is spliced from 2 exons. Gene Ontology annotation, cellular component: cytosol. Gene Ontology annotation, molecular function: [methionine synthase] reductase (NADPH) activity; flavin adenine dinucleotide binding; FMN binding.
AUGUUGCAGCUUGCUCCCACAAAUUUCAAUUUUCCUCCGCCCUCUCUCCGCUGUCGGGCGGUGGCGAUAUCGGACAACCCCCGUCUGCCGCUGUCGCGUAUCGGACUCAACGCUGACUCGAGUUCUCAACCAGUUCAUGCUGUAGCAGAUAUGUUGCCGCCUUCCAGGGCGAUGGCUUCGACAGUGACACCUCCCGAUCACAGUGGCCGUCAGAAUAUACCCGUCUCCGCCACGUCACAUCCCGACAACCCGAUCCCCGAGGAACCUCGGGUCAUUGCACCCCAGGAAAAAUCAGCACAAGAACCAAAUGGCAGUGGUGAUUCGCAGUCGUCUCUUUCGACCCAGUCGGUAAACGGCUUCUCGGAGAGCGACUCGGAGAGUCCCGAAACCCCAGUUACAGAGCCGCAGUCGGAUGAUGCUAUCGACGAGUUAGAGAGUAAGAGAGAACGACGCGCGUCGACAGUUCUUAUAUCUGAAAACUCCGAUGACGUGCAGAGGAUUCUGGGGGAUAUCAGCAAUGGAGGUACUCAGCUGGUCGAGAAGGUCUGCUGUGGAGGGGGCUGCUGCCUUCUUCAACCGUUGCCGGAGACUGGACCCAGUUCGAACGCUCGUCCGAUCGAACCGCCAAACAACGAGGCCUACAAGAGUUUGAAUUUGAAACUCGGUCCGUUGACUCUUGACAGCGAACUGACCAAUAUUGUUCCCCUCCCGGAGAAGACUGUGUCCUUCUCGCCCGUUCCAGCUGAGCUCGUAGACACGAAGCUGGGGCCACCGGACCACCCUCCAAAAUUCGUUCAGCCUCACGCUCCUUACGAGGUCUUCCGUGCACCAUUGCACCACGCUCGGGAGUUGACGAAGCCUGGUGCGGAAAAGCGGACUUACCACUUCGAUGUCGAUGUGACGGAUUAUCCUCCCGAAAGCGGAAAUGUCGACUUCGUCGUGGGAGGCGCUAUCGGAGUUUGCCCCAUGAACAAUGAGGAGAUGGUCGACAGUAUUUUUGAUCGUCUAGGAAUCCCUAAAUCUAUCAGGGACAAGAAAGUGACUUUGCACACGACUGGCGGACGUUGGCCGACGAUCUGGGGCGAGGACAAGCCUCGAGAGUUGAUCACCACCCGGCGGGAACUCUUGAAGUGGUGUUCCGACAUCCAAAGUUAUCCUCCCACCAAGCAACUCUUCCGCCUCAUGGCCGAGUAUGCCACCGACCCAAGCGAGAAGAAGAUCCUCCUGUAUCUGUGCUCCGCCCAGGGACAAGGCGCGUUCUGUGACCUCCGCACUGGGGCACAUCUCACCCUUGAACAACUUCUAUAUGCUUUCCCCUCGACGCAGCCGCCUCUCGACCAUCUUCUCUCCGUGCUGAAUGCUCUGAUGCCUCGGUUUUACUCCCUGUCUCAGGAUCCCACUAUCUCGUAUACCGUCCGGGGCGGUGAACGCCGGCGGCUGAUUGAAUUCGCCGUGACGGUCCAUGAGACUAAGGACUGGAAACGGGGAACCAGAACUGGAGUUGGGUCCGGUUUUCUGCAGCGUCUAGCUCACAAGGUUAUGGCUGCGGAGAGCCAGGGUAUCGAUCCACAGACUCUCGACCUGCACGUACCCAUGUUCCGUGGCUUGAUGGCUAACCCACUUGCGCGUGAGUACGCUUCGGAUGGUCCGAUGCUCUUGAUUGGGGCUGGCGUCGGAAUCGCUCCUUUCCGUGGCUUUGUGCAGCGGCGCCUCAGGUCUGCCAACUGUGCCAAUAAGGUCUGGGUGAUCCAGGGUAUCCGCGACUCUCUGUUGGAUGAGCUGUACCAUGGUGAAUGGGGUGUUCACGAAGAUAAAGUGAAGAAGGUCGUGCAGAGCCGGCGUGGUGAGAGCAGAUACGUACAAGAAGAAGUCCGUCACCAGGCCGACCUGGUCUGGUUUGUGAUCAACGCCCUGGACGGUCGUAUCUUUGUCUGUGGCAGCAGUAAGGGCAUGGGUGAAGGUGUGGAGGCUGCUUUGGUUGAUGUGGCCAUGGCCAAGGGCAACCUCAACCGUGAAGAAGCAGAAGCCUUCUGGGCGAGAAAGAAGGAAGCUGGACAGUACAUUGCUGAAACCUGGUGA